Messenger RNA from Racocetra persica, 594 nucleotides. Lineage: Eukaryota; Fungi; Glomeromycota; Glomeromycetes; Diversisporales; Gigasporaceae. The record is from the annotation of a GenBank genome assembly.
UUCAUCCAUUCAUCAGGUCAUGUACGUCAUUGUGGAAUCAUUUAUUGUACCUCAAAAGCUUCAUGCGAGGAGGUUGCGAAAAAGCUUAGGUUAGCUUGCUUUAAAGCAUCAUUUUAUCAUGCCGGAUUAGACGCUGCAGAUCGGACACGUAUUCAAGACGAUUGGCAUUCAAAUAAAUGUAAAAUAAUUGUAGCAACUACAGCAUUUGGAAUGGGAAUAGACAAACCGGACGUACGAUUUGUUAUUCAUCAUUCACUUCCUCAGUCGCUUGAAGGUUAUUACCAAGAAACUGGACGUGCCGGGAGAGAUGGAAAGCCGUCCGACUGUGUGCUAUUAUAUUCAUAUUCAGAUAAACACACCAUUGACAGAUUAAUUAUUCACGGUGAAGGAAAUUAUGAACAAAAGCAACAGCAAAGAGCUAAUUUACGGGAAAUGUUGAAGUAUUGCGAAAAUCAGAUUGAUUGUCGACGUCAACAAAUCAUGGCAUAUUUCGGGGAACAAUUUGAUAAAAGCCAAUGCCAAUUCACUUGUGAUAACUGUAAAAAUGCACUUACACAACAAAGAUCAACAUACGAUGCGCAAAAAGACGCUAAG